AGUGUAAGUACUAGUGCUGCACAGUCGAAGGGAUACUUAGGGUUUGUUUUUUUGUGUGUGUGUCGAGCGGUAAGUGAGAGAUGGCGAUCAGGAACGUGAACAAUGCGCCCCGAUCGGUGGACGGGGACAUGACGAUGGACGAGUUCAAGGAGUGGCUAAAGAGGUUCGACGUGGACAAGGACGGGCGUAUCAGCCGCGAGGAGCUACAGCGCGCCAUCCGCUCCGUCCGCGGCCGCUUCAGUGGCUGGAAGUGCGGUCGUGGCAUCCGCCGCGCCGAUGUAGAUGGUAACGGAUACAUCGAAGAGGAUGAGAUCGAUAAUCUCGUGGAGUUCGCCCAGAAGAGGCUUGGCGUGAAGAUCGUGUCCUAUUAAUUUACUUUCAGAUCAUGCGAGGUAAGUAAUAUCUACGGUGGUGUUAUUAACAAAGCCAAAUUUGCUAUUAACAGAGAGAUUCACUGAAUUCACAGACGUUUAGUACAUUUGAACGAUUCAAUGAAUCUAGUAUGUAAAUAGUUAAAAUUGGCUUUGCUGGGAACACCAUCUAAAGUAACUGGGGCAAGAAAAUAAGAAUUCCAAGACAAUAAAUAUAAUCCUAGUGUGGUGAAUUUGUGAUUGUAAUAGAGCUCUAACUGCUAUAAUUAAGAUAGGUUAACUGUAUUGUAAUCACCUCUUUUCUCCCUUGUGUGGUUUGUACCAUGUGUGGAUUAAGUUGCUAUUAUAAAGUUGGUGUUUUUCUUUUA
Ananas comosus (pineapple) is the source of this 739-nucleotide messenger RNA. RefSeq names its product probable calcium-binding protein CML18. Gene Ontology annotation, molecular function: enzyme regulator activity; calcium ion binding. The transcript has a single exon. Lineage: Eukaryota; Viridiplantae; Streptophyta; Magnoliopsida; Poales; Bromeliaceae. The record is from RefSeq and is a predicted model, not a curated record. The coding region runs from base 81 to 371 and encodes 96 amino acids.